GGAAGGGACGUGGCAAAAAUAGUGAAUUCCAAAAAAACGCUAACAAAAUAUAGAGAAAAAUAUCCGUUUUGACUUGAUGUUCACAUUUACAUCUUUGUGUGGUCAUCCAGUAUUUAUAGCGUUCGUGGCAGCUUGACAGCAGGACGAUGGGUUUGUGCAAGUGUCCCAAAAGGAAGGUGACCAACCUGUUCUGCUUUGAACAUAGAGUCAACGUGUGUGAACAUUGCCUUGUGUCCAAUCAUAAUAAGUGUAUUGUCCAGUCAUACCUACAGUGGCUACAGGACAGUGAUUACAAUCCCAACUGCAGUCUGUGCAGUCAGCCCCUAGAUUCUCAGGAUACUGUCCGGCUGGUUUGUUAUGAUUUGUUUCACUGGUCAUGUCUAAAUGAGCUGGCAUCCCGUCAGCCCCUUUACACCGCGCCUGCUGGGUACCAGUGCCCGACAUGCCAGGGUCCAGUUUUUCCACCCCCGAACCUGGCUAGUCCUGUAGCCGACACUUUAAGGGAACAGCUGUCCUCUGUCAACUGGGCAAGAGCAGGACUGGGCCUUCCACUGAUUGAGGAUCCUCCAGAAGGAGAAGAGACCACAAUAGAUGAUGUUACACGUUAUUCUGAAUGGUCAUCUUUUGAGACCCCUGCAGUGGAUAUGGCAAUCUCAGACCCUUCCUCCACCAGUCUACCACCCCAUCAGGAUAAAGAGCUCAUCCACAACAUUCACAAUAAUGGAGAACUGUGUGCCCAGAACCACUCUGUCAUUAAUAUGAGUACCACAUCCACUACUGACACAAUCACCAUUAACACAGCUACUUCCCCAAGGAAGGUGUAUGACACACGCGACUCAGGCCACGCUUCAGUGAUGCAGAUUGACUUUGAUGAUGAUAAGUACCGCAGACGACCUGCCCUUAGCUGGUUUGCACAGGUCCUAAAAAAUCGUACAGGCCCUAAGAGAAAGGCACUUACGCUGAAACAGCGGAUCUUCAUGCUGUUAUUAGUUGGAGUGAUUGGAUUCUUUACCCUCAUCAUCAUCAUGGCAAAACUGGGCCGGGCCUCUGCUGAGUCUGACCCAAACCUGGAUCCCAUGUUAAAUCCCAAUAUCCGGGUAGGCAACAUGUGAUGGAACACCUCUCUGCUUGGACUCAAUUUGUGGAUUCAGCCUGGAAUUUGGCUCUGUUGAAAAAAUGCUGGAGAAGAAUGCACCCCGGGAUGCUGGGACCAGCAUGAAGAUGCCUCUGUGGAAUAAUGUGACUUAUAGAGAUUGUCAGAAAGCUGGAGCAAAUGCCGUUGCACAACAAAUUUCCCAUUUCUGUGUGGAAUGAUAUAGGCUUUAUAAGACUUGCAGUGUGUUUUGUUCAGUUCGGACAUCUUUCCUUUUAAAUUUGUGUCCCCUUUUUGAAACUGGGAAAAAUAAUUUGAAGUGGGUGUGGCUGUUUUUGCAAUCUGUCCUUAAAUUAUUUAUAAUAAUAUGCAUAUGAUUUCUUUGGGAUAACUCAUAUAGAGUGAAUCAGUAUAGGCAGUGUUAUUCCAUUUGAGGCUUUGGUUAUUUGGUUGCUUGAGUUUAUUGUAUGAUUGCUGAUUCAGUUACUAAAUCCCCACUACUUGUAAAAAGUACUCUGCAUAUUUAUAUUUGUGGGCAACUGACUAUGUUCAGAUUGUAAAACUUACUGAAGCAUUUAGAUUUGGUUACUCUCUUACAAAAUUGUAAAUCUGACUACUAGAAAAAUGUUGACAUAUGCCUAAUGCUUUGGCCCUUUUACACAGGUUUCAUAUAUAGGUCAUACUGAAAAUACAUUUUUUUGCUUUGUGACGUUCAAUAAUUAUUGUAUUACUGUCAAACAGUAUUAAACGUUUUUGUCUGAUUCCAAAUGUCUAGAAUUAAAAUCUGCAUAAUUUUUUGGCAGUGCAACAAAUAAUACUAUGAUGUAAACUGAAAUACUAGUAGUGUACAGUUAAAAAGAGCUCAUCAUAUUCACACAGACUACUGAUAAUUGUGCUAGAUUAUGCUCGAUUAUCAUGAAAACGUCACAAUGCAAAAAAUAUUAAAGACUUUUUUUCUGUUGGCAUCUUUCAUUAAUUAUAAAAUACAGUUUUUGUUGGAUUUCUUGACGGAUGACACAGAAGAAUAUAUUAUAUUGAUGGAUUUGCAUAUUUAAAUGACAUUCUAAAAUAUCUAAACCUACAUUUCCUAACUUCAGAGGGCUCAUAUUACAUUUUUCCUACAGGGUUUUUAUCUGUUUCAGAGAAAGUGAUCAACUAACUUUACUGAGAUCCAAUUGCGUUCUAUAAUACUGAAAUUAUCUCCAGUUGUUGGACCCUUUUAACUUCGUCACUUCUUUGUAAUGUACGCAAUAACAUGUCUAAUUCCAACAUGUAUUGGUUUCACAAUAGCAAUUCUUUCCCAGGGUAAUAGGGUUGGCAUCCAGUACAAUUUCCUGAGCUGGCAACAACAAGUGAAGACAGGGAGUGAUAUGUCAGGGUGAAUUGUAGGAGAAAAUCUGCCAUGGGCAUAUGGAGGAGGUAAUAUGCCAUGUGCAAAUCAUGCCAGUGGAAUGUUUCUUCACAGGCAUCUCCAUAACAUGGAGAAAUAGGAACACAUCGAUUCUGUGUUAUGGACAUUAGCUAUAUGAUGCAUCCAUUUCAACAUGUUUUACUGUAGGGUAUCUUUGGGUAUGGCCAUGUGGUGACAGUAAAAAUGUGUGGAACUGAUUAAUAUAUUUAAAUAUAAUGUGAUUAUAACUGCACAUUGAAUUAAAUUAAAUGUCAAUUAUAGAACCGCUCUCUGAAACAUAAUUUAAAGUGUCAUUUUAUUUCUUUACAUAA
Messenger RNA from Triplophysa rosa, 2815 nucleotides. It is a transcript of the gene zfpl1, whose product is annotated as zinc finger protein-like 1. Lineage: Eukaryota; Metazoa; Chordata; Actinopteri; Cypriniformes; Nemacheilidae. Gene Ontology annotation, cellular component: Golgi apparatus. The transcript has 8 exons. Bases 147 to 1112 code for a protein of 321 amino acids. The record is from RefSeq and is a predicted model, not a curated record.